AAUAUUUCUUUUAUUUUAAAAGAAAUGAGUGUAACUAAUAUUGCAUUAAGAGUUGAAACCUGGCUUUUAGCUACGUGGCAUGUUAAAGUACCUCUAAUGUGGUUGGAAGCUUGUAUUAACUGGAUCCAAGAAGAAAAUGAUAAUGUUAAUUUGAGUCAGGCACAAAUGAAUAAACAAGUGUUUGAGCAGUGGCUCCUUACUGACCUGAGAGAUUUGGAACAUCCUGUUUUACCUGACGGCAUUUUAGAAGUUCCAAAAGGAGAACUGAAUGGAUUUUUUGCUUUGCAGAUUAAUUCAUUGGUUGAUGUAAGUCAACCUGCAUAUUCCCAGAUACAAAAGUUGAGAGGAAAGAAUACAACGAAUGACUUAGUUACAGCUGAAACACAAGUAACCCUAAAACCUUGGGAAGCAAAGCCUUCACGAAUGUUGAUGUUACAACUAACUGAUGGAGUUGUACAAAUGCAGGGAAUGGAAUAUCAGUCUAUUCCAGCUCUUCAUAGUGAUCUUGCCCCAGGUACAAAAAUUUUGAUUUAUGGAAACAUUUCUUUCCGUCUUGGUGUUCUUUUAUUGAAACCAGAAAAUGUGAAGAUUUUGGGAGGAGAAGUAGAUGCCCUUUCAGAGGAAUAUGCCCAAGAAAAAGUACUUGCAAGAUUAAUUGGGGAACCUGAUCGUGUAGUUUCAGUCAUACCAAAUAAUUGUAACCAGACCAUCCCUGGAAUUACAGAUGUUCUGGAUCCUGCAUUAGGACCUUCUGAUGAAGAACUCUUGGCAAGUCUUGAUGAAAAUGAGCUUGCAGCAAAUAAUGACACCUCCUUAGAAAGAAGAUGCUUCAGCACAGGUAGUUCCUCAAAUACUGUUCCCACAAGACAGUCAAGUUUUGAAUCACGACAUAUUAUUUCUCCAAAACCCAAGGAGAAACAACCAAAUCAACCUAUGCAUUUCACUGAUGGGGAAUUAGAUGACUUUUCAUUGGAGGAGGCCUUGCUUUUAGAAGAAACUGUCCAGAAAGAACAAAUGAAGACUAAAGAAUUACAGCUAUUGACUUUGAACAGAACCCCAGAUGAAAGCAUAGAGAGAUUUUUACAUAAACCUAAUACUCCAAAUAAUUUUUCUUUGAUUUGCAAAAGUGGAAACCGUAAUUGGAAUGAAAAAAAUGUAUCCGAACAAGUGACUAAUGAAGACAAAUUAUUUAGUUGUCCAUCUGUUGAAGACAAAAACAGUAGCGUUUUUUCAGUUCAUAGUAAUGUACCCCUACCCCAUGAUUUUACAAAUAAAGAUAAGGACUCAGAGACAGGUAAUAAAGUAAAACAAACCUUCAGCAGUGCAGAUGGACAUUCCUUAAAUAAAAUAUCAAAGGGAGAGCUGGUAAAUAAUGUACCAAAAAGGAGUUCACACAUUUCUAGUGAAAAUGAUCAUCAUUUACAGUCUUGUUCUUUAAGGCCAUCAGAGAACAACACUAAUCUUUCUAUUGCCAUGGAUUUGUAUUCUCCGCCCUUUAUCUAUUUGUCUGUCCUAAUGGCCAGCAAACCAAAGGAAGUUACAACAGUGAAGGUCAAAGCAUUUAUUGUAACCUUAACUGGAAAUCUUUCAAGUUCUGGUGGCAUUUGGAGUAUAACAGCAAAGAUUUCUGAUGGUACUGGAUAUCUAGAUGUAGACUUUGUGGAUGAGAUACUUACUAGUCUGAUAGGGUUUUCAGUACCAGAAAUGAAACAGUUAAAAAAGGAUCCUCUUCAAUACCAAAAGUUCCUGGAAGGUUUGCAGAAGUGUCAGAGAGAUUUAAUAGAUUUGUGUUGUCUAAUGACGAUUUCAUUUAAUCCCUCCUUGUCUAAAGCAAUAGUACUGGCAUUACAGGAUGUUGAAAUGGAACACCUUGAGAACUUAAAAAAGCGGCUGAAUAAAUAA
Messenger RNA from Puma concolor (puma), 1902 nucleotides. Lineage: Eukaryota; Metazoa; Chordata; Mammalia; Carnivora; Felidae. The record is from RefSeq and is a predicted model, not a curated record.